Messenger RNA from Trifolium pratense (red clover), 1524 nucleotides. Its product is annotated as serine/threonine-protein kinase OXI1-like. The transcript has 2 exons. Gene Ontology annotation, cellular component: plasma membrane; cytoplasm; nucleus. The record is from RefSeq and is a predicted model, not a curated record. Gene Ontology annotation, molecular function: protein serine/threonine kinase activity; ATP binding. Gene Ontology annotation, biological process: protein phosphorylation. Bases 75 to 1376 code for a protein of 433 amino acids. Lineage: Eukaryota; Viridiplantae; Streptophyta; Magnoliopsida; Fabales; Fabaceae.
AAAGUAAAAAAACAACGGUUUCGGAUUUCGGGUCCACACCCGAGGUACGAGGUUACCUUACCUCCGACUCCGACAUGAAUUACGGCGGCGAAACGUUGGACUUCCGAAACCUUAAGGUAAUAUCCGCCGUUGGACGCGGUGCAAAGGGUGUCGUGUUCCUUGCAAGAACCUAUGGAUCAUCGAAAGAUGAAUGGUGGGCUUUGAAACUUAUGUCAAAAGAACUUCUUCAGAAGAAAAACAAUAACAAAACCGGUGAAUGCAGAAGGGUUAGAUUUGAACAACAAAUACUACGUCGUUUUGAUCAUCCUCUUUUGCCACGGUUAAAAGCUGUUGUUGAAACGGAGAACCUUGUUGGAUUCGCUAUUGAUUAUUGUCAUGGUGGGAAUUUGCAUUCUCUUAUGAAGAAACAACCGGAGAAAAAAUUCUCUGAAGAAGCCAUUAGGUUCUAUGCUGUGGAAUUGGUGUUAGCAUUGGAGUAUUUACACAAAUUAGGAGUAGUUUAUAGAGAUUUGAAGCCCGAGAACAUUAUGAUUCAACAAACGGGUCACAUAAUGCUCGUAGAUUUCGACUUAUCAAAGAAAUUGAAUCCAAAAUCACCAAACUCACUGAGUUGCAACUCGUCACCAGGUUCCAAAUCGCCAGAAAUAAACACAAGAAAAAUGAGAUGGUUAUCGAAGCUCUAUUGUCAUUGUCAUUCUGGGAUACCAGAAUAUGACAUAGUGAAUCAACUCGAUUUUAACACGCCUUUUAAAAGGAGUGAGUCAGACUCAGUUGAAAAGUCAAACUCGUUCGUGGGAACCGAGGAUUACGUGGCACCUGAAGUUAUUUCAGGUCAUGGACAUAACUUAAGUGUUGAUUGGUGGUCAUACGGCAUCGUUUUGUAUGAGUUGUUUUAUGGAACGACGCCGUUUAGUAGUCCUAAUAGAAAGGAAACGUUUCACAAGAUUUUAAAUGUGGAGGUUGAACAAAAAGGUGAAACGACGCCGUUGAAGGAUUUGAUUGCUAAAUUGCUUGAGAAAGAUCCUGACCGUAGGAUUCAAGUUGAUGAAAUAAAGGGUCAUGAUUUCUUUAAAGGUGUCAAGUGGGAUACAGUGUUGGAAAUUGCACGUCCACCGCAUAUUCCUCAAAAUGAAGUUGUGGACAGAGCAGGGUUUUCUAAAAAAGAUGUUGAGUCUUUUGUCCAUGGAAUAUUUUUUCCAAAAAAUAAAAAUGAUAAUGGCGAAAAAGAGAAAAAUAAGGAGGAGGUAAAAAAAGAAGAUGGAAAGGAGAAGGAGAAGGAAAAUGAUGAUAGUAAUAAUAAUAAUAAUAAUAAGAAUGUGUGGGUUGAGAAGUUGGGGCAGAGUCAGACUAAAGAUGAGAAUUUUUUGAUUUUUUGAUUUGUUGUAAGUUUCGUUUUCAUCGAUUAAAAUGUGUUCCGUAUAUUCUAGGAGAUUAACCAGAAUCUGAACACUAGUUUAAAAUGAGGCAGUUGUAGCAAAAGCGUAAGCAACCUCAUUUACUUAAAUAUAAUUUUGUUCUCCUCCA